AUGGACUCUCCUACGAAAUUGAAGGCUCCCAAGCCAAAGAUCGAUCUCCAAUAUGCCGACCUUGUCUUUAUUGGCUGCUACUUUGUGUCGGGCAUGCUCGAUAGCAGCGCCUACAGCGCCUGGACAUGCUUCGUGAGCAUGCAGACGGGUAACACCGUCUUCCUGGGCCUCGGCGCAUCCAACCAGCCAGUGGACAAGCCCUUUGGCUGGCUCAAGUCCCUCAUCUCCAUCUUCUCUUUCAUCGUCGGCAGCUUCAUCUUCGCCAAGGUCACCCAGGGCCGCAACCUCGAGCGCCUGACCCUCUCCGUCUCCUUCGCCGUGCAGGCCCUCUGCAUCAUCGUCGCCGCCGUCCUCCUCGAGACCCGUGUCGUGUCCUCCGCCCACGAAGUCAACUCGUCUACGAAGACCCUCCUGCUGCCCCUCGUGCCCCUGUUCCUGCUUGCCUUCCAGGCCGGCGGCCAGAUGGCGGCCAGCCGAGGCUGCGGGUUCAACGAGCUCCCCACCACCGUUCUAACGAGCGUCUACUACGACAUCUCCUCCGACCCGAAGCUCACCGCGACGCCGUCCAAGAACCUCAAGCGGAACAGGCGCAUGGGCGCCGUUGUCGCCUUCCUCGUUGGCGCCAUCGUCGGUGGAUGGUGCUACAAGGGCAGUGGCUCGCUUGCGCCCGCGCUCUGGACCUCUGCUGGUCUCAAAGCUGCGGCCGCCGUGGCCUGGAGCUUCUGGAGGCUGGAGACUCCAGGUGCUCUUGUAUGA
Molecule: messenger RNA, 756 nt
Organism: Clonostachys rhizophaga
Lineage: Eukaryota; Fungi; Ascomycota; Sordariomycetes; Hypocreales; Bionectriaceae
Source: the annotation of a GenBank genome assembly